AUGUUCGUCUCGAGUGCGAGUGACCGCGAGAUGAUGGAGGAGGUCCUGGAGCUGCUAGCGACCGACAGCCCCAACGACGAUGACAACACUGUUGCUAGCAGCCGAAGCAGUAGCACCGCCACCAACCAUUCGAGCAUCGACUACCAUUCAACGAACGGCACGAGCCAAGACCACCGAGGGAGAAGCGAGUUUUUGGACUGGAGCGAGGUGGCCAUGAGUCCACGUUGUGACUGUGAAGAGGAGGAGAAGGACGCAAGGCACCCAGUGCCUGGACGGUCAUCAACGCAGGCGCAGAGGCAGAGAAGAGAGGCAGUUCUAGGCGUGGAGCAGCAGAUGCCGUCAAUGUAUUGCUCUAAUGCCUUUUCUUUUUGA
Messenger RNA from Phytophthora sojae, 372 nucleotides. RefSeq lists its product as hypothetical. The record is from RefSeq and is a predicted model, not a curated record. Bases 1 to 372 code for a protein of 123 amino acids. The transcript has a single exon. NCBI's taxonomy places the organism in Eukaryota, Oomycota, Peronosporomycetes, Peronosporales, Peronosporaceae.